Messenger RNA from Penicillium riverlandense, 3399 nucleotides. Its product is annotated as F-box and WD domain protein. The record is from RefSeq and is a predicted model, not a curated record. Gene Ontology annotation, cellular component: nucleus; cytosol; proteasome regulatory particle, base subcomplex. Gene Ontology annotation, molecular function: polyubiquitin modification-dependent protein binding. Gene Ontology annotation, biological process: proteasome-mediated ubiquitin-dependent protein catabolic process. NCBI's taxonomy places the organism in Eukaryota, Fungi, Ascomycota, Eurotiomycetes, Eurotiales, Aspergillaceae. Bases 1 to 3399 code for a protein of 1132 amino acids. The transcript has 2 exons.
AUGCAACCAAAGCCGACUGCCGUAUCUCAACAUACCUCUUCCGUUGACUCAUUCCCAACCGACCGCCCACCCACCCAGCAUGGACAUGACCUCGAUGACCAUCCAGUCUCCGGUUCUCGCGAUCGCGAGCCAACUGGAGACCCUGCAGUCCGCCUGGGACGGCCAGACCAAAGCGAGAAACACUCGCCCCUGAACCGGGUCGUACAAGGUGUCUCAGCCCAGUCAGCCCCCGCUCGCCGCGUGAAUCAGCACGAUGGUGGAGUAUCGUCGAGUCCAGAUGAAGAUUUUGGAUUCCGAGUCGUGACCGUGCAGGCCCCGUCCCAAGUGAACCUGGAGGCGUUUCCAAAUGAGGUCCUCACUCAUAUCCUUUCCCAUCUGCCUCCCCAAUCCUUGUCGGCCAUUACGUUGGUGUCUAGUCGGUUUCAUGUGCUGGUCACCACUCCUCAUGCUUGGAGGAUUGCCUUCUCCCGCUUCUUCCCGGGACCCUAUUCCGCAGACAAUGGUCGUAGCGCUGCUACCGAUCAGGCGGAUUUGGUCUCUGAUCGGCGGUUCUUUGCAAGACUGACUGCGCUGGCGUCCUGGCGGAGCGAGUACAUUUUACGAACUCGUCUGAUGCGAUCGCUGUCGCGGGGCAAACCUUCCCAGUUCCAACCCUCGAAGAAACAUGGCACGGUCCGAUCGGCCAAUUCUCGCAACGGAAGCGCAGUGGCAACAUACACUUCACAAUUACUGUUCCCAGUGAGCCAUCUCCAUAGCACAUUUGGCAAGUCCUCGGAGAAAGAGCCACUCUUCAUCCAUGGCGCUUCGGAGCAAGGCAUCGCGUCUGCUAGCGAUCCAUCCACCGUCAAAGUUGGUACUUGGGGGCUGUCUGAUCAUCAGAUGUUCCGGCACUUUGCGGAUCUGUUCCCAGGAGAGGCGCCCUAUGGCCUCGGGCCAGGCAACUUGAUUGGUAUGCCGAACUCGAUGGACGUCAGCCAACCCUUCGGUAUGGUUUACGGAGAGGGUUGUCCACAAGGCCGCAGCUAUUUUAUCUUGUCUACGGAGCAACGUGGUCGCUUUCUAGGAAGCUCAGAUCUGGGUUCCCAUCCGUCGCUGGGUAUUCCGGCUUUGAACAGGAUCACAGAUGCCGUGUGUGCUGUAUGGAUUACCAAGUCAUCACAUGUACUGAAGAUGACGGGAGGCUUGAUUGGCAUGCUUUCUGGCUCCUCAUCAGGUGUGCUCACUGCCUAUGCGUUAGGCCCCCAUCCGACGUACGAACAACGGUAUGAGCGUGGUCAGGUGACUGCGAGGUGGGUGCUCAGCCCGGGUGUCCCCAUCAUCGGCAUUGCGGUGGACGAUCACUAUACCUCGAAACGUCAUGCAAGCCGGCGAAUCUGGGCCGUUGCGCUCAACGCUCUGGGCGAGGUUUUUUAUCUCACCGAGAUCCCGCAGCAGCCAGAAGUAGCAACUAUUGGAAACGCGAAGCUGAAUGCUGAACAGCUUGAUGAGCUGGCGUGGAAGACCGGUAGAACUGUACGCUGGGAAUUGGUGGAAAUGGCUCGCCGAGUUGCUCGUCCGGAUCCGUUCAACCGGGAACCUGUGGAUGGCAGCUAUAGCCCGCGGUCGUCCUCUGACUGGAUGGGUCUCGACGAGAAUCAGAUCGCCGCUGAGACGAAAGAGAUUGAAAAGUUUCUUGCGUUCAAGCCCAAGCACUUCCGCAAAGUUUGCGAAGGGUGGAAUAUGCAGCGCGAUCUCCAAGUUGAUUUUGCGGGUGACGAUGGUCGCGGAGCCGGUGAAUCUGUCCUCAUCAUCGCUCGUGGUACGGGUGAAGAUGACAAGGCGUCGAUCCGGCGAUUUGUUCGAACCGCCGCCAAGUCUGAUCUGUCCUCGUCAACCACUUUGGAACGUUACGCUCUCUCUGCGAACGAGAAGGCGUCGACGUCCCUUUUUGGUGGCCCAGGGAACACUACUAGUCCGGCUACGAACAGCAGCCUCCCGCCAUCUCGAUCCUCAAGUCGACAAAAUGAGCCUGUCUCUUCCAACAACACUGAAUGGCGCAUCUCGGAUCUUGUCUUUGGCGACCGCAAGUCCGUGGAAAUUACCACCACCGCAUUGGAUGAUUCCACUUUUGCUGUGCUUACAGCGGAGGAAGAUCCGCUCCUGGCCAUGUCUGGUAGCUCGUUCUCUUCCGCAACGUCGUCCCCAAUGCCGCAUAUGGAGCAGCCGCGGUCAAGCCUAGAGGUUCCUGGGCAGCGGGCACGGUACAUGGCCGUCGGCACUACUUCAGGAAUGGUGUUCGUCUGGGAUAUUCGAAUCCCUCCGGCGCAGACUGCGGAUGUUAUCAACUCCAUCUUCCCGCUACGGACGAUUCAAACCGAGUCACCCCAAGUUUCCAGUGUGGCAUUGACGUCGUUGUACCUUGUGCAUGGCGGCAAUGAUGGCCUUGUACAGGCCUGGGAUCCAUUAGCCUCGUCUACGACACCCAUUCGAACUAUCAACUCUCGCUUCUCGUCACGGGCGCGCCGCCGCCUAGUUCAAGCAGAAGCUUCGGUGCUUGGCGUGGGCAAUAAUUACUAUGCCACUGGAGCCAUCUGCCUGGAUCCUGAUCCAACCGUGCUGCGUGGGAUGGUGUCCCUUGGGACCCACCUUCGCUACUGGUCAUACAGCUCAUCUGCGGCCGAUCAGUACAAGAGCGGCAAGCGUCGAUUCCGCCGUUCAAUGCGCGGCAGCAACGGCUCUGCUGACGGCCAGCGUUUCACCAAUAGUGGCCGCGGCGCUAUUCGUGACUACAUUGAGGACGAACGUGUAGAAAUGGAGCGCCAAAGAGUCGCAGAUGAGAAAGAACGGGCACACCUAAGUGCACGCUUUGGAGUUGAUCUCCUGGGCCCCGAUGUUGAUGAGGAACAGCUGUUGGCGUACGCUCGGCUUCUGAGCGAAGAAACCUAUACAGGCAAUGCGCCCAAUCGCGGCGAUCAAGCGGCGUCCGUGAGCUCCGUCACCAGCGCCGAGCUGAGCGAUACCGUCGGUCCUAGUUCGGGCGCCCCAGGCGAACUCUCGUCCUCUUCGUCGCCAUAUCAAGAUCCUGCUGACGACGACGACGACGAGAUCGCCGAAGCUAUUCGGCUGAGUUUAUUAGAUGAGAGAUCUGGCGCUGCGCCGAUUGAACAUACGUCCCCAAUCCCCAUCAAGUACGCCAAGGGCGUGGAGCCACCGCGCUCGGCAUCCCUUGGUACGGCUGCCGCGGAGAGCAGCCAGCAACAAGAGAUGGACGACUUGGAAUUCGCCAUUCAGCUAAGCUUGGCGGAGAAUGAAAGUCGCGAUGACGCGUCUAGACAGGAGCACGAGGAGUUCCCUGCGUUAUCGCCUGGACCGUCAUCAUUUUCGUCUGGGAAGGGCAAGGGCAAAGCCCGGAUGAUGUAG